Salmo salar (Atlantic salmon) is the source of this 4707-nucleotide messenger RNA. RefSeq names its product protein phosphatase 2, regulatory subunit B', beta (gene ppp2r5b). The record is from RefSeq and is a predicted model, not a curated record. Gene Ontology annotation, biological process: protein dephosphorylation; signal transduction. Gene Ontology annotation, molecular function: protein phosphatase activator activity. Lineage: Eukaryota; Metazoa; Chordata; Actinopteri; Salmoniformes; Salmonidae. Gene Ontology annotation, cellular component: nucleus; cytosol; protein phosphatase type 2A complex.
GUAACGGCUACUAACCGGGUUGAUACAGAUGAUUCCUUCACAAACAAAGCGCGUGUGGACACCAGGCACGAGAACGUGAGCGAGGCUCGAAUCAAUAGCGGAAAGUGUUUACCUCGUCUGUGAGACACGGUAUAGACACGCGCAGAGGCGAGGGAAGGAAGGAAGGGAGGAAAGGGGGUGAGAAGGAGGAAAGACAGACAGUGGUGAACAAUCGGUGGGUGUAUCUUAGCUCGAGGAACAGAAGGAGCGGAGAGGAGGUCGGAUAAAACGAUAAACGUUGCCCUUUUUUGUUGUUGUACAUUUUAAAGAUGGGGGAGUGAAAGAGCGUGUGCGCCCGUCGUGUCAUAACGCAUCCACCGACUAGCCCAAGACAAGCGCGCCACCGUCCGUCCAUGGCGUAAAAAACAGGGGGUAAGUCUACAUAAAUAUAACUGAAAUAAUUAAAUAAUUCGCUGUGGCGAGAAGAGCGUCAUCCGCAGUGUGUCUCUCUCUCCUUGCACCACCUAAGUGCAGCGGAGACAGAAGAGAGACGAGGAUACAGCAGGGAGGGGAGAGAGAGAGAGAGAGACCACUUCCCUUACCGAAUCAAGGAGAGAGGAGACGCUUCUUGCAGACAGAAAAAAACGGGAAUAUAGCUAACGCAUCUGUGACCAACCGGCACUGCGAAGGUUUUGGAGGUGUUUUUAACGGUGAGCAGGGAUUCGGUGUUGCAGCGGCCUACCUGAAGAACCGCACAUGUCGGCACGUUCGAGCACCCCAUCUCCAUCCCCGCCCUGCGCGGAGCCCUAUUCGGUCUGAAACGGCAGGGCCAGGCAGUUUUUUUUUCCCGAAUAACGGAACCGUUCACGGAACCGGGGAACAGUGAUGCGUUAUCGAAGCGGAAUCAGAUCGACGAUUUUAUGAUAUGAGUCUGUUAUGACCUAAUCAGUUCAUGAUUUAUUAUUCAUUGAUGUGGACGGACCAAUCAAACGACUGAUUUUAUGGAUUCGUGUUGUUGACGUUUUCUUGAAUGGAAUGAUUCCAAUCACCUCCGGUAGACCUGCUUUCUCGGUGUGAUGUGCUUUAUGUAAGGAUCCAUAGGCUAUAGGCUAGGCUAUAUCCAUGACAGAAAUAUAUAAAUAAAUACCAAAUUUAGGCCGAUGACAGGCUGAUGACGCCAAUACGGCAAAGCAACCCUCACAGUUGUAACCUAAAUAAUCCACGUGCUUCUUCAUGUCUAUCAAUAGAUACAAGGAUCAUUUCCGUUAGAUCAAUGCGUUUGUCUUUGUCUGUGUAAAAAUAUGUUUCGUUAUUUCAAAAAGGACUGGAGCAACGUUUUUUUCCUCCCUCCGCUGUAUUGAGACGGUAUAGGCAGCAGACAGGCAGUCACAAGGUGCGAAACGAAUUGAACUUCAAGCAACAGCAGAACGAACACACACACACAGCCUAUUUAUUUUACCGUCCUGUCCUUUAACCUUCCACCCAUCCAUCUCUGGACUGCAGCACUCCGUCUCUAUCCCUCCCUCCUUCCUCCCUCCUUCCUCCCUCCUCUAUCUAAUUCCUCACCCAAUGUUCUAUUCCCAGGUGAUUCAUUUUGAUUUAAAAAAAAAAAAACGUAUUGGGUGUAUCUAUAAGGGAUAAAAAAGAAAAGAAACGGUUUUUCGCCUCCAUCCUGUACACCUCUCCUUCACUAUAAUAUCAUUGGUGCAUCUGGUCACACACCACACACACACACCGGCCGCUCGCUAACACGGCACGGCAACGAUGGAGACGACUAAACUACCCCCGACCAGCCCUUCCUCCCCGACCACCGGGUUCUCGGUCCCGUCAGCGGAGAAGGUGGAUGGGUUUCCCCGGCGGUCGAUGCGCAGAGCCCGGCAGAGGCGCUCCCACUCCUCGUCCCAGUUCCGCUACCAGAGCUCCCAAGUCGAGCUGACGCCGCUGCCGCUUCUCAAAGAUGCCCCAGUGGCAGAGCUCCAUAACCUGUUCUGUAAGAAGCUGCAGCAGUGCUGCGUCCUCUUUGACUUCCUGGACUGUGUGGCCGACCUCAAGGGGAAGGAGAUCAAACGAGCUGCGCUCAACGAGCUGGUGGAGUCUGUUGCUACCAGCAGAGGAGUUCUGAUAGAGCCACUCUACCCAGAGGCUAUUAAGAUGAUCUCAGUGAAUAUCUUCAGGACGUUACCUCCCAGUGAGAACCCAGAGUUUGACCCGGAGGAAGAUGAACCCACUCUAGAGGCCUCCUGGCCACACCUACAGCUGGUGUAUGAGUUCUUUCUGCGUUUCCUGGAGAGCCCAGACUUUCAGCCCUCCAUGGCCAAACGCUACGUCGACCAGAAGUUUGUUCUACAGCUGUUAGAGUUGUUUGACAGUGAGGAUCCCAGGGAGAGAGAAUAUCUUAAGACCAUCCUGCAUCGUGUCUACGGCAAACUGCUGGGUCUGCGGGCAUACAUACGGAAACAGAUCAACAACAUCUUCCUCAGGUUCAUCUAUGAGACUGAGCACUUCAACGGAGUGGCAGAGCUACUGGAGAUUCUGGGCAGCAUUAUAAACGGGUUUGCUCUGCCCCUGAAGUCGGAACACAAGCAGUUCCUGGUUCGAGUCCUGAUCCCUCUACACACAGCCAAGUCCCUGUCCAUCUUCCAUGCACAGCUGGCAUACUGUGUGGUCCAGUUCAUGGAGAAAGAUGCCACGGUCACAGAAUACAUCAUACGAGGGCUGCUCAAGUACUGGCCCAAAACCUGCACCCAGAAAGAGGUGAUGUUCCUAGGGGAGAUAGAAGAAAUACUGGAUGUGAUUGAGCCGUCUCAGUUUAUCCGUGUUCAGGAGCCUCUCUUCAAACAGAUCACUGCCUGCAUCUCAAGUCCACACUUCCAGGUAGCAGAGAGGGCUCUGUACUUCUGGAACAAUGAGUACAUCCUGUCUUUGAUAGAGGAGAACAGUCAGGUGAUUCUACCUCUGGUCUUCACUACACUCUACAGAGUCUCCAAGGAGCACUGGAACCAGACAAUAGUCUCUCUAAUCUACAAUGUUCUGAAGACCUUUAUGGAGAUGAACAGCAAGCUGUUUGAUGACCUCACUGCCUCUUACAAAGUGGACAAACAGAAGGAGUUGAAGAGGGAGCGUGAGCGUGCAGAGCUGUGGCGGGGGUUGGAGGAGCAGAAGGAGAGGAGGCUGCUGACCCUGGGGGAGACCAGUCGUAAUCAGAAGAACCUCCAGGAAAGAGGGGAGCCUCCUCAGCCCUCCUCCCCACAGACGGCACUCCCUAAGCAGCCAGACCUCAAGCCCAGUGGACCUUCCUCCACCACCUAGAGCCAGACAGAGAAUCAGUACCAGAGCCACAGAGUACAGAACAUACUGAGACAGUUAGUACACACACACACACACACACACACACACACACACACACACACACACACACACACACACACACACACACACACACACACACACACACAGAUAACUUACACAUAGCCACACACAGGCAUAACGUAUACUGUAUACACACACUCAUGCAAAGCGUUCAUAAAUACAAAAUAUGAAUCGACUCACACACACACACAAACACACACUGAAUACACAGCCUGAAUACACAGCCUGAAUACAUAGACUGAAUACACAGACUGAAUACACAGACUGAAUACACACACUGAAUACACACACUGAAUACACAGACUGAAUACACAGACUGAAUCAACAGACUGAAUACACAGACUGAAUACACAGACUGAAUACACAGACUGAAUACAUAGACUGAAUACCCAUACUGAAUACAUAGACUGAAUACACAGACUGAAUACACAACCUGAAUACACAGCCUGAAUACACACACUGAAUACAUAGACUGAAUACACCGACUGAAUACACAGACUGAAUACACAGACUGAAUCAACAGACUGAAUACACAGACUGAAUACACAUACUGAAUACAUAGACUGAAUACACAGACUGAAUACACACACUGAAUACACACACUGAAUACACACACUGAAUACACAGACUGAAUACAUAGACUGAAUACACACACUGAAUACACAGACUGAAUACACAGACUGAAUACAUAGACUGAAUACACAGACUGAAUACAUAGACUGAAUACAUAGACUGAAUUACACAGACUGAAUACAUAGACUGAAUACACAGCCUGAAUACAUAGACUGAAUACACAGCCUGAAUACAUAGACUGAAUACAUAGACUGAAUACACAGCCUGAAUACAUAGACUGAAUACACUGCCUGAAUACAUAGACUGAAUACAUAGACUGAAUACACAGCCUGAAUACAUAGACUGAAUACACAGCCUGAAUACACACACUGAAUACAUAGACUGAAUUACACAAGCAGCCCUGUACAUAAGUGGUUCCCAACAUUUUUUUAACUGAGGCACACCUUGAUUCUGCACUUACAAUCUUCUAUUUAUUUGUAUAUUGGUAAUGACCUCCAUCUCAUCUGACCCAUACAGCAAAAUCAUCUAUUUCCUGUGACAAACGUUUAUUAUCGAUUAAAUCGUUUUUUUGUUUGUUAACUAUUUUCAUAGUUCCUUACUCAUGAUGAUUCAUUUGUGUGUACCCCUUUAAGUGUUUCCCGCGAAUUCACGCACUAUAAGAAAAAAAUGUAGCUAAAAUAGGUGUUUAUUUUUUAACAGACAUCCGUUUUUCUUUUUUUCUGUCGUUUAUUAAGGUGCAACCACGGACACAAAGCCAUCCAUGCUCCGUUUGUUUAUAUGGUACAG